Messenger RNA from Macroventuria anomochaeta, 1887 nucleotides. RefSeq lists its product as uncharacterized. The record is from RefSeq and is a predicted model, not a curated record. Gene Ontology annotation, biological process: SRP-dependent cotranslational protein targeting to membrane. NCBI's taxonomy places the organism in Eukaryota, Fungi, Ascomycota, Dothideomycetes, Pleosporales, Didymellaceae. Gene Ontology annotation, molecular function: 7S RNA binding; signal recognition particle binding; endoplasmic reticulum signal sequence receptor activity. The transcript is spliced from 3 exons. Gene Ontology annotation, cellular component: signal recognition particle, endoplasmic reticulum targeting. The coding region runs from base 1 to 1887 and encodes 628 amino acids.
AUGGACAUCACCAAGUACGUCGUCGCCUACCGCGAGGCCGCCUUCCUCCUGGGCGACUACAGCACCUACCGCGCCCAAUUGACCCGCCGACUGCGCAUCGUGCAGAAGAAGCUCGGGCGGGCGACUCCCAAAAAUGCCAAGUAUGCCGCAAAGGCCCCCGUGACGGCCGAGGACAUUGCGGCGAACAUUGAGUUCCUCCACCUCCUCCUCCUCACCUCGGAGCGGGCAUGGGCGCAUGCCAUGGCCAUGAAGGCCCUCCACUCCGAGGACAAGGCCGACAAGAACAUCACCGGCUCCACCCGCCAGCACAUCAUCUCGCGACUGCACAAGGCCGUGCAGAGCGCGAAGGAGCUUGUGCAACUGCUCUCGGACCCGGCGAGCGGGGCAACGCCGACGGACGUGCUGGAGGCCAGCGCAUACGUGUAUGCGCUUGCUGGUGCGCAGGACUUUGAGAAGCAGGCCGAGGGGAUCAAGGCCAAGGCCGCCUCCCCUCAGCGCUGGGACUCGUGUCUCGCCAACUUCGCCGCGGCCAGGAUCGUGUACAGUGCGCUGCACAAGGCCACCAAGAGGGAUCUCUUCAAGGACGUCCUGGCUGGGAGCAUCGACCCAAGCAUUCGAUACGCCGCGUACCAGAACCGCAUCCCUCGCACCGUUGGUGUCCCGGCCGUUGCGAGGCAGUACUUUCCCCACAAGGACGAGCUGCUGGCCAAGGCCGUGCUGCAGAUUGACGCAGCCGCACUGCAGGGCGAGGAGGCGACGGCGUCAAGCACCCAGAUCACCUGGCGCGGCCGCACCGCCAACAUUGUCGAUGCUGCCAUCGGCCAGGCUCUUGUUUCCGUCGAAGCCGCGUCUGGCAACCUCGGCCAGUCCAGCGCCUCGUCCGCUCCGAAAGACCGUGCCAACGCAUACGACGACAUCCUCAUCGCAAGCCAGGACGCUGUCGACGCGACACGGAGAGCGAUGGACGAGCUGGAGAAGGAGGGCGUGGACGAGGGAGAUGCGCGCAUGCAGGAUCUCCGCGUCACCAACCUCGCCGUGAACUAUGACCUGAUCUCGUGGCGCAUCGGCAGAAACAGGGUGCUCAUCGGUGCUGACGACGGCCUCACCUUCUCCCCAAACCCGCCCCAGAAGCCAAGGCGGCCGCGCAGGGAUGGAAAGGAGUGGGCCGAUCGGGAGGAGCCAACAGGUCGCAAGCUCGCAAGACUACGGGAGCGCAUCGCCCUGUACGACGCAAUCCUGCAGAGUAUCGACUCGAUCAAGGACCUCAGGGGUGCAGCACGCGACACAGGCUUCAUCGCCGAGCUGGACGGACAGCGCGCCUACUUCCAAGCGUUGAAGUGUCUGAACCUGUCACACGCCCACGCCUUCCUCUCCGCACCGAAGCAGGCACUUGCCCUCUGCAGCCGCGCCCUCUCUCUGUCUUCCCACGCAACAUCCGCGCCGAACUCAACACCUACCACCGCCCCGUCCGCCACGAAACUCGCCGUCUCAGAACAGCAAGCCUCCACCCUCCAACAGACCCUGCAGAACCUGAACUCGCACUACCGUGGCGUCGUCGCCCUCUCCCAGCUCUCCGCCAACUCCGAAACCGCAUCCAAAGCCGGUCGAUCCAACGCCGCACCUGUGGUUGAGAGGCUGAACGAGUACCCAUCUUCCGGCUCCGUCGAUCUCAAGAACCUGGUCACGUGGCCGCCGAAGCUCAAGCCGGUGCCUGUCAAGCCGCUGUUCCUGGAUGUCGCGUGGAAUUAUGUCGAGUAUCCGGGUAGGAAGCAGCAGGUGCAGGAGCCGGAACCCGAGAAGGUGGAGGAGAAGAAGAAGAAGAAGAAGGAGGAGGAGGAGGAGGUGAGGCCGCAGGUUAAGAAGGGGUGGUUUAGCUUUGGGCGGUAG